AUGAAGGCCUGUGAAAAAUGGUUCAGAGCAGGUUGCUAUGCUGCCUAUGUUGUGCUCUGUGUUUGCGCGUAUCCGGCGAAAGAUCGAUCGAACAAAAUGCACAUUAACAGCUCGAGAUUGUACGAUUCGGCAUCGACCGACGAUAGCUUCGAGAAAGAGACACCUGCGACUAAAUCGUUCGAAUUCCACGAGGAUAGUGCGGAGAAGUUCGAGGAGAAUAGCCCGUUAAGAGCGAUCGCUACAAGAGCGAAGAGCAAUCCGGCCCUAUUACCUUUGAUCACAGAACCGGAGGCAGAGAUGCUGCCGCGCGGUUAUAAGGGCGUGAAGCCGCCUGGAGUCACCCACAUGGAGUUUGCAUUCGCAAAACCGCAAACCGGCACUUCGGUUCGCGAGAGCGCGACAUUACGAGCUUUGAUGAUAAACGAUGACGAGGAUUUCGGUGAAUUCGGUGGAUUUGGUCGAAAUCGCGAUGCGCAUUGCGCGUCGAAGCAUGAGAAGCAGAUUGCGAGGAAUGAUCGCGGUAACGAGAGUUACCUCCGCGUUCGCGAGGUAGUUAAGGAUGAUUUGAGGCAGAAGAGCGAGAAGAGCAGCGGGGAUGUCGCGGCUUCCGGUGCGAGAAAGAUGAGUCAUUUCGAAAAUGAGGAUCGUGCGAAGAAGCGUGAAGAAAAAGGUAAAAGAAAGAAAGAUAUUUACAAAGCAGGAAAUGGUCGCGAGAAGACUCGUAACGCCGUCGGAUAUCACGUUUAUCGCGAGGAUGAAUUCGAGAAAGACGCCGAUUCUCACGACGAUGAUCGUCAGAGCGAACAUUUUGAGAAGCACGAGAAACGCACCGCCACCGGAGACACGUACGCGAAAGGCAAGGGCAACCGUUCGAGAUUAGUCGAUCCAUUAUACAAGACACGAUUGGCUUUGCCGGUGGACUACGACAGAGUAAUGACUUUCAUGAGCGACGCGUUCUUCAAACACGACCCAGUCAUGGUGAACAUGGGUUUGGACCAGCAGGAGCCCGCGCCGUCGUUGCUAAAACUUAUGUACCACGAGCUUCGUGAGGGUAUGACGAUAAUCGCCGAGGGACAGGACAAUUGUAUCGUGGGCGCCGCGGUGAACGCUGGCUCCUGUCCUUGGGAUCCCGACAAGUUCGUCGAGUUCGCUAGGUGUUGUGAAUGCGGGCCGACUCGCGACGUGAUCGAGUUCGGGGCUUACGUGACCCGCAAGCCAAAUCUCUGGAAGCGUUACUGCGUUCUCAAGAUCUUCGAGUGCAGCUAUCUCGCGGUCGAACCGGACUUCCGGAACCGGGGUAUUGCCAGAAAGCUUAUGCUAGAUAGCUGGUAUCUCGCGCGCGAUUGCGGCUAUCGAUUGUUCCGUGUUGACUGCACCAAUAGCUAUAUCGCACGAAUCGCGAAAGGUUUUGGAUGGAAGCAAGUAUGUACAAUUCCAUUCAGUCAGUACGUGAAGGACGACAAACUCAUUUUUGAGUAUAUUAAGGAGCCACAUACUGAAGUGCAGAUUUACAUUGAUCAAGUUACUUUUUGUAAAGAUUAUUGCCUACCGUAUAAUAAAUGUAAGACGACUUCAGUGCCAAACAACUUAGCAUGCAGUAAGAGAUUAUUGAUCAUUACCCCAGCUCCAUCCUACAGUCAUCAAAUAGUAUUUCGGGCAUUAUGCCUUGCUUUGAAUAAACGGGGUCAUGAGAUAGUAACGUUGACUCCAAACAUCUUAAACGAUUCUAGUUUAAUUAAUUAUACGGAAAUAGACUUCGGAUUUGAAUAUGAAAAAAUCGAUGACACUGAUUUAAGUCAGACUCGUUGGAAUCUUACGCAACUUGGAGGAUUAAAGACAAGAUUGUUGAAACUGGGUCACGACAUUGCGGAGGAUGUCCUCAGUCAUCCUGAUCUCUUAAAAUAUUAUGCAAAUGAAACGAAUAUGCACUUUGACGCGGUGAUAGCUGAGAUGAUUAUGACUCCUGCGAUUUACAUGUUGGCGUACAAAUUUCAUGCUCCUUUAAUAGGUAUUAUGUCCAUGGAUUUGCAAAAUUGUCAUCGUUUCAAUUUCGGUAGUCCUGUGUUACCAUCGCAUUCUUCCAAUUGGGAGCUUGAGGAUUACACAGGGUUGAAUCUUUCAUUUUGGAAACGAUUGACGAAUUUUGUAAACACUUGGUGGAACAUAUACAAUUGGUUUAAUAAUUUUGCGGCCCAACAACAACGAAUCGCCGAAAAGUAUUUUGGCAAGGAUAUACCGCAUGUCAUCGACGUUGCAAAGAAUAUGAGUCUUAUUUUAAUUAAUCAAGAACCAUUAUUAGCAUAUGCGAGACCCGAGAUACCUAAUAUCGUUCACUUCAGCGGAUUACACAUCGAAAAGAUACCGCCAUCGUUAUCAAAAAAUUUAAAGGACUUCUUGGACAGUGCGGCAAAUGGCUUCGUUUAUAUGAGUCUCGGAACAAACGUGAAAAGUAAAUUAUUGCCGAAGGGAAUGUUGGAGGUGUUUACCAAUGCUUUCGCCGACUUGCCGUACAAAGUACUGUGGAAAUUCGAAGACGAUGGCUUUCAGGUUCCUCCUAAUGUCUUUAUCUCGAAAUGGAUCCCGCAGCAGGGUAUACUCGCUCAUCCGAACAUCAAGCUCUUCAUUUAUCAAGGUGGAUUGCAGAGUACCGAAGAGGCGGUUCAUUACGCCGUCCCACUCAUAGGAAUACCAUUUGUCUUCGAUCAGGUGUAUCAAGUUAAGAAAAUGGUUUCUCUGGGAGUAGCAAAACACCUGGAUAUAGUCCAGCUUACGAUGCCGGAGUUGCGCGACACUAUAUUGGAAAUCGCCGGUGAUAAGCGAAUGUUGACGUUACGCGCACUCACAAAAGACAAGCCUUACGAUAGCUUAGAGAAUGCUAUAUGGUGGAUCGAGUUCGUAAUGCGUCACAAUGGUGCACCUCAUUUACAUUUCAAUGGAGUCGAUGCCGCGUGGUAUCAGCAAUUCGAUUUAGAUAUCAUUGUAUUCCUGACGAUAACAUCAUUCUCAGUUUUAUGCGCUCUCUUAGCUAUUGUAGGAUGGGGAUUGAAGCUUUUGUAUAAAUAUUACGAUAUAAAUAAUAGAAUACGCGAUCGAUUUAAGCGAUACAAGGUGCUUAAAAUGCUCGCUACGAAUAAGAUAAAAUCAGCAUAAUCAAUUAAGUUUUGCAUAUUAAACGAAUAUGAAAUACAACAAGUAUAUUUAGAUUUAAAAAAAUAAAAAAUAAGAUUAUACUUUCA
Molecule: messenger RNA, 3236 nt
Organism: Nylanderia fulva
Lineage: Eukaryota; Metazoa; Arthropoda; Insecta; Hymenoptera; Formicidae
Source: RefSeq, a predicted model, not a curated record